Molecule: messenger RNA, 546 nt
Organism: Sturnus vulgaris (Common starling)
Lineage: Eukaryota; Metazoa; Chordata; Aves; Passeriformes; Sturnidae
Source: RefSeq, a predicted model, not a curated record
GCCUGCGCGGGAUCGUGCCGGGCCCAGCUUUCCUUGGAAUCUCCCGUUUUUCCCGGGAACGGCCAAUUCCAGCCUCUCUCCGAGAGCCUCCGCCGUUACGUCAUGAGCCACUUCCGGUGGAACCAGUUCGGCCGGAAAAAUGGCAGCGACGCCGGCGCCGGGAAACGGGAAGAGGGAACCGGGAACGAUCCCGGAAUUCCCUUUUCCCACCGUCGGGAAGAGGCGGGAAAAGACGGGAAGCGCUCGUAUUCCAUGGAGCACUUCCGGUGGGGAAAACCCGUGGGGCGCAAGAGGAGGCCGGUCAAGGUUUAUCCCAACGGAGCCGAGGAGGAAUCGGCCGAGAAUUCCCAGUUGGAAUUCCGGCGGGAAGAGCCGUGGGAUGAAGAGGAGGAAGAGGAGGAGGAGGAGGAAUUCCCGAAAUUCCCGUGGAAUUCCCGGAAGGAGAAACGUUACGGGGGUUUCAUGAGCCCGGAGAGGAUCCGGACGCCGCUGGUGACGCUCUUCAAAAACGCCAUCGGGAAAAGCUUUUCCAAGGAUGGGCAGUGA